AUGGUUAAUGUCAGUCGAGAUGAUUAUCAUAUUGUUUUAAAGUGCUAUUUGGAAUUAUCGUGUCUAUAUCUAAAAGCUUGGAAAAAUUAUCAAGAGUCAAUGAAGCAAUGUAUCGAUGCAUUGGAACUUUACCGAAACGACGACGUUGACAAUCUUUUUGAAUGUUACAAAUGUUUAGCCAAUACAUUUGAAAAACAAUAUUUAGAACAAACGAGUGAUUCGGCACCCACGCCAAGUCCUUCUUCAUUUCACCGUACUUCGAUUUUUCCUGUUGUACGAACAAUCAUUGAAAAUUUCAUUGAUCGUGCUGAUUGGAAGACGGUUAUUAUCCUUUUCGAGCACUUGAUUCAAACAAUCCUUAAAGAACACAAUGAUCAUCUCGGUGUUGAUAAAGAAUUUCAAAAGGUUCUCGACAUUUGUAAGAAUCUCGACGAUUCAAUUUCGGUUGAAACAUAUUCAUCCUAUCUAGAAAUCAUGUUGCGGUAUCGAUGCAUAUCACAUCAUGCUCAACUCUCUGCUAUUGAGCCACCCUUUUGUCAAGUCUUGAGUAUUUAUAAAGCAUAUAACAAUACGCGACGAGUAAUAUGUACUUAUCGAAAGUUUCUGGAAUUGAUUAUCAGUACUAUAACAAAUUAUGCUACGUUCGUAGAUGCCGUUCAGCAUCUGGCUCUUGAUCUAGAAACAGUUCAACUCGUAAAUGAAGCCCUCGGCAUGCAUAUGCGAUUCGCUCGGUUUAUUCUGACGUGUAAUACGAAAGAAACGAUACUGAAAGUUGGUUUCAUCAUUGUACGAUAUCGAUUGCUUGCAAAAAACGGAGCUCAGUUCAAUAUUAAUUAUCAACAGGCAAUAAUAGAGUUAAUGAAGCAUUAUCGUAAUAUAGUCGAAUCACGAUUUAUUAUUGACGAUUUUCUAAAGACGUUAAAGACUUAA
Adineta ricciae is the source of this 930-nucleotide messenger RNA. The record is from the annotation of a GenBank genome assembly. Lineage: Eukaryota; Metazoa; Rotifera; Eurotatoria; Adinetida; Adinetidae.